Ixodes scapularis (black-legged tick) is the source of this 1512-nucleotide messenger RNA. RefSeq lists its product as uncharacterized. Bases 42 to 1016 code for a protein of 324 amino acids. The transcript is spliced from 2 exons. The record is from RefSeq and is a predicted model, not a curated record. Lineage: Eukaryota; Metazoa; Arthropoda; Arachnida; Ixodida; Ixodidae.
CACUGAAGCAACAGCAUGAGUUACUAUUCUUUGUAAGUAGUAUGUGUGGUCUCACUUUGCCCAUUCAGGUAACAACGAAGAGCCCAGACGCCGAGCAAGCAGCUGACCACGACUACUGCACGAAGGAGCCAUCUAAAGCUGCAGUUUCGCUAACGAUGUCAGACGCUGACAUUCAGUUUUACACUGGCAUUUCAAGGGAUGCAUUUUUGUCUCUAGUCGAAAUGGUAUCCUUAAUGACAACAGCCAACUCACGAAUCCCUCUUGAGGAUCAACUACUCCUCUCUCUAAUGCGGCUACGUCUGGGCCUCCUUUAUGGUGAUCUCGCCAGGCGAUUUUCCAUAUCUGUUACUCGCAUUUGUGCUAUCUUCGAUAAGAUACUUGGAAUCUUAAAGAAGAUUAUGACGUAUAUCGUGGUCUGGCUGCCACGUGUACGCAUUCAGAGCACCAUGCCAGCAUCUUUUGUAGAGAAUGGCUAUGGCAGGACAACGUGUAUCUUCGAUUGCGCAGAGCUCACCUUGCAGAGGCCACGGAAGUUAAUGGCCCGUGCGCAAACGUACAGUGCAUAUAAGGCUGCAAACACUUUAAAGUUUCUUACUGUGAUUGCACCUAAUGGGCAUCUCAUGUAUGUUUCUGAUGUUUACGGAGGGAGAGCCUCUGAUAAGCACAUCGUUCGGACCUGCGGUGUUGAGGACUUCCUACAGAGAGGAGACGAAAUCAUGGCUGAUCGAGGCUUUGCACUCGAAGCUCACUUGGAGGCCAGGGGGAUCAAGUUGAAUGUGCCUGCAUUCACGAGGGGAAAGCCCCAACUGUCGGAGACUGAGGUGACUAAGACUCGACGUAUUGCGUCUGUGCGGAUCCACGUGGAAAGGGCCAUUAACCGCAUCAAAACGUAUCGUAUUUUUAAGUCUGCUUUGCCCAUAGCAUCUCGCAAAACUAUUAACGACAUGGUUUUUGUGUGUGCUGGUCUGUGUAACUUGAAAGCACCACUUAUCGCACACCAAAAUGAUGCGGUCUAACACAGUGCCAGCUAACAUGAGAAGCUGAUUCAAUAAGUUCAAAGUCAAAUGCAGAACUUCCUGAGCACCACCUCAUGUAGCAUGGAGUAGGACGGCUUCUUGUCGACUAUCAUCGUUACCGCUUCUGCCAAGCAGCAUUACUGUCUCAUUGCAGUGCCAUACUAAAGAAGCAGGUGUGGUGUUUCCUUGAAGACAAUUUGUGAGAUGGGUCUGACAUUUUCCACUGGUUCCCUUUUAUCAUCAAGACUGACGUUUGGUUUUCGGGGAACAUCAACUUUGUUUCUGAAACCAACUUGUUUGCUGCUUUCUUUGAAUGACCCAAGCGUCCAUUGUUUUUGCAGAGUUGCCUCCUCCUUGUCUGUCACUCCGAUUGACUCCAGUCUCCAGAUUCGUUCCAAGCAGUUCAUAGUUUCAGAUUCCACCACCAAUGUUCUCAGGGCUGUCGUCUGCAUGCAAUGUGCGUCAUGAAGCAUUGCCCCUCCCAAGGUCUGGGAUA